Molecule: messenger RNA, 3135 nt
Organism: Polypterus senegalus (gray bichir)
Lineage: Eukaryota; Metazoa; Chordata; Cladistia; Polypteriformes; Polypteridae
Gene: abcg8
Product: ATP-binding cassette, sub-family G (WHITE), member 8
Exons: 16
Coding region: 704-2719 (671 amino acids)
Biological process (GO): cholesterol homeostasis
Cellular component (GO): plasma membrane
Molecular function (GO): ABC-type transporter activity; ATP binding; ATP hydrolysis activity
Source: RefSeq, a predicted model, not a curated record
CUCCGAAAGCAGGACCACAAUCUGAUUGGCCGUCAUGCUGUCCAGGCCUGUGGUCGGCUCAUCCAGUAAAAUGAGCUCUGCAGAGAGAAGAAGGGACACAGGGGUCACUCGGGAGCAGAGAGAGCAACACCUGCCGGCUCUGCAAAGGUGCUGAUAAGUCGUUUCCAAUUUAAAAAUAAUUAAAGGAUUAUAUUUGAAACUGACAAAGACAAUUAAAAUUGUUUUGAUAAUUCCUUUUUCACUUCAUCUAGAGCCACUCGACGGGAACACGGCCGUCUCAAUCAGAGCCCCUCGGCUGCCAGCUUGGAGAUUUUGGAUCUUUUUUCAGAGUACGGCACCUUUUUUGGCUACAGGAUGCAGUUAAUUGGUGAUACUGUAUCACUAAGUGACAUCUACAUGGUCAUUUUGUUUACAACACUUGUCGUGGCUUCCCUUUUCACUCAUUUAUAAGGCAGGGAUAUCAAGGCUGAGAGGUCGCACCUCAAUAGAAGAACAAGUGCGGCAGAAGUUAAGACCCCAUUAGCUGGAUGUGUGAAAUGAGAGAAAAUUGGAGCAAAGCAAUUUACUGGAAGAACAGGAGAUGUGAGACUCAACUCUGAUGGCCUCCUCAUUGUUCAGGACAUCCUGGAGAGCCUAAAAUCUGUGAUUUAUAGAGGGGGCUUGGACACGGUCUGAAGACAUCUGCCAGUAGGCCAUUCAAGCUAUGCUGAUCAGUUUGGAGAAGCUCUCUGUCAUCAUUCAUAAAUCUAGGUAUCGGGAUGGGCUGUUCGCUGGCCCCGACGAGGACAGCAGCUUGUACUUCACCUACAGCGGGGCACCCAACGUUCUGGAGGUCAAGCAGCUGCACUAUCAGGUCAACAUGGCUGCCCAGGUGCCGUGGUACGAGAAGCUGGCCGAGUUCCGCAUGCCCUGGGAGAUGGGCAGAGAUGACGUGUCUGUGAUCGGGAACCUCAACCUGAAGGUGCAAAGCGGCCAAAUGCUGGCAGUCAUUGGCAGCUCAGGCUGCGGGAAGACCUCCCUGCUGGACAUCAUCACUUGCAGAGACGAGGGCGGCAAGAUUGCAUCUGGCGAGCUUCUGAUCAAUGGAAAGCCCAGUUCGCCUCAGCUGGUCAGGAAGUGCAUUGCCCACGUGAGACAGUCGGACCGCCUGCUGCCCCACCUGACUGUCCGGGAGACGCUGACAUUUGUGGCGAGGCUGCGUCUGCCCGUUCACUUCACCGACAAGCAGCGGGAGCAGAGGGUUGAAGAUGUGAUCGCUGAGCUGAGACUGCGCCAGUGUGCGAACACACGGGUUGGCAAUGAGUACAUCCGGGGCGUUUCUGGUGGCGAGAGGCGGCGGGUGAGCAUCGCUGUGCAGCUGCUGUGGAACCCAGGGAUCCUCAUCCUCGAUGAGCCGACCUCCGGACUGGACAGCUUCACAGCACACAAUCUGGUGAUCACGCUGUCCAGACUGGCGAGGGGCAACCGCCUGGUGCUCUUGUCGGUCCACCAGCCUCGCUCCGACAUCUUUCAGCUCUUCGACCUGGUGGUGCUCCUGUCUACGGGGUCAGUGGCCUACUGCGGGGCAGCCAAGGACAUGGUGCCCUACUUCACCACCCUGGGGUAUCCCUGCCCUCAGUACUGCAACCCGUCGGACUUUUAUGUUGAUCUGAUCAGCAUUGACAGGCGCAGCCGAGAUCAAGAGGCCCAGUGCGAGCAGAGGGCGCGGGAACUGACCGUCCAGUUCUGGGAUAAGGUGAAGGACACCGAUGACUUCAUCUGGAGACCCGCCGAGAUCAACGGUGCGGAUUCAGCUUCUACCAGUGACACCAGUUCCACCUCGAAGGCCCCUGAGGAGGUCAUCAAUGUUCCGACCAAAUCCAAGGACCAGUUGCCAGGAAGCCUGCAGCAGUUUUCCAUUUUGUUGCGACGCCAGGUCUCCAAUGACUUCCGAGACCUGCCAACUCUGCUCAUCCAUGGCUGUGAGGCUCUGCUGAUGUCCCUGCUGAUUGGCUUUCUGUACUUCGGUGCUGGUGACACCAAGCUGUCCAUCCAGGACACCGUAGUCCUGCUGUACAUGAUGACAGCUCUCACGCCAUUUGCUGUGGUCUUGGAUGUCAUUGCCAAGUGCCACUCUGAGAGGGCGAUGAUCUUCCACGAGCUCGAGGACGGCAUGUACUCCAUCACAGCCUACUUCUUUGCUAAGGUGAUCGGAGAGCUCCCAGAGCACUGUGCCUUCACGCUGGUAUACGCGGUGCCAAUCUACUGGCUGGCAGGCCUCACUGCAGAGACUGGACCUUUCCUGUUGAACUUCCUCAUCGUCUGGCUCGUGGUGUACUGUAGCCGUGCUAUGGCCUUAUGGACCGCAUCUCUCCUACCGACACUGCAACUGUCCUCCUUCAUGGGCAACGCACUCUUCACCACCUUCUACCUCACGGGCGGCUUUGUCAUCAGCCUAGAGAACAUGUGGAUGGUGGCAGCGUGGUUCUCCAAAAUCUCCUUCCUGAGGUGGGGAUUUGAAGGGCUCAUGCAAGUCCAGUUCAUAGGACUGAAGUACAAGAUGACGCUUGGAAACUUCACGUUCCAUAUUGACGGGAGUCAGGUCGUGGAGGCAAUGGACUUGAAUUCUGACCCACUCUAUGCCUGCUACCUCGUCUUGCUGGCCGUCUGCGUCUUCUUCAUGGUUUUCUACUACCUGUGCCUCAAAUUCAUCAGCCAGAAGUCAAGCCAGGACUGGUGAUCUGCUAGGCUCUCUGAAGAAGCAAUAUGUGCCACUAGAUGGCAGCAUGGCACCACGCACAAGGCACAUGAGAACACCCUGUGGGAAAGACUGGCGCUGCCUGCCGUUUUCACUGAUUUUCUGACUGAACGGACUUUAUUGACUGUGGCCUGCAUGAUGAUGAUGGGGGGUGUUUAGGCUGAUGGCAUCUUGUCACCUCCAGGGUUGUUCAUACUGCAGGUGUCACUUUCCUGUCAUUUUGAUGCGAGUGUCUCGGGCCAGCUUCCAAAUGUCAAAGGCGCUCUGAAACCUUGGUGUGCAGUUAAAGGGGCGUCUUGAUGGAGAAGUGCUGCCAGGUGUGAUGGAUGAUUCAAGCCUAAAUCUUACUUAUUGUUUCUGCAUAAAUAUUUCAGAUUAAAACACACGUGAAGACCCGA